Rhipicephalus sanguineus (brown dog tick) is the source of this 2511-nucleotide messenger RNA. RefSeq names its product ferredoxin-fold anticodon-binding domain-containing protein 1. Gene Ontology annotation, molecular function: rRNA (uridine-N3-)-methyltransferase activity. Gene Ontology annotation, biological process: rRNA base methylation. The coding region runs from base 83 to 1666 and encodes 527 amino acids. Gene Ontology annotation, cellular component: cytoplasm. The record is from RefSeq and is a predicted model, not a curated record. The transcript has 5 exons. NCBI's taxonomy places the organism in Eukaryota, Metazoa, Arthropoda, Arachnida, Ixodida, Ixodidae.
AGGGCAUUAGGGCAUUAGCAGCUGCAAGCGAAACGCGGCGCGCUUUUCACACCAGCCAUCCCUGCCACCAAGUGUUGUGGGCAUGGUGUGCCUGCUUGUUGGAGAAGGGGACUUCUCGUUCGCCUUGGCUUUGGCGGCUCAGCAGCGGGACCCGGCGGAGGAGUUGGUGGCCAGCUGUCCGCGCGGAUGUGUGGACGAAGCACGUGCCAAUGUGGACAAGCUGACCGCUAUGGGUGUUCGAGUAUUAAUGGACGUGGAUGCCCGGCGUUUGCACGAACACCCGUGGGUGUUGCGUUGCACACAGCUGAGUGAAAUUGUCUUCAACUUUCCACAUGUUGGUGGCAAAAUGAAGAUUCACGAGAACCGCAAGCUGCUGCGAGACUUUUUCCUCAGUGCAGGGCGCGUGUUGCGGCCUGGUUCUCUGGUGCGAGUUGCCCUGUGCCGUGGUCAGGGGGGCACCCCUGCAGAGAGUCACGUGCGUUGUCCCGGCAACACGUGGCAGGUGGUGGAGAUGGCUGCUCCUGGCGGAUUUAUCCUGCACCAGGUUCUGCCCUUCUGUGCGCCAGCAGGAUAUACUCCGCGUGGCUACAGGGGUGGUGCCAAAGGCUUCCACACUGAGGGUGCCCUGACGCAUGUGUUCUGCCUGGUGGGCAGUGCGAUCCCAGUGCUGCCCAGUGCUGCCCCGUCUGCCACCUGUGCAGAGCAGAACCUUGUGGCCACUCGCAUCAGGUCCUUGAUGGCUGCCGACAAAAACCCGCUAGGCAGAACAGUACACCAUGUGGCUAAAAUGCUUGAACUGGGCGUUGGUGACUUGAUUACAUCUUGGGCUGCCCAAGAGGAAGUCUCUGCGACAGAUGCUGUGUGGAGGUGCCGCCUGGAGAGAUCACAUACGUGCUCACCUACUAAGCCACCAUUCAGCCACAUUCUGGACAUUGAUAUCAGCGAUCCUGCCAGGCUGAGAGAUGUCUUGUGCUUGCUUCAAGACAUUUGUAGACACAAUUUGACAUUUCAUGCAUUUUCUUUGCUUCAGGACAGCGUGGACACUGAAGGUUGCCACGGAUACUGCAGGGGCUUGCUUGUAGCCACAUUGAUGUGCCAAACGCCACUGAACUCGCCAACAGCUGAAAUACCUGUGGGCAAAAACAUCUCGUCAUUAAAUCCCAUGACAUCUUGCAGUGCCACUUUUGAAGAAAAUAGCUGUUCACUGCAGACCAGUGCGUGUAAUUUGCUGUCUGAUUGUCUUAGAUCUUUAAACUUUGAUGAUGAUAGAACAGCUCAUCCUGUUUUUCCUUGCAAGAUAAGCCUACAUAUUGAGCUGCUGUCACUUGCAUCCAGCAGCCUCAGUGACUGGCGCCUACUCCUGCCACAACCUGGUCCAAAGCCAUUGUUUCCAACUGCUUCGUUCACUCAUGAUCUUAGUUUCUGGUUGGGUGAAGGAUUUGACCAAGGCAACUUCUUGACAUUUAUUCUCAACAAGGUGGGUGACUUGCUUCGAAGCAUGGACCUCAUUGAUGAUUACUUGGACAGCAAAACUGGACGCCGCAGUCAAUGCUUCAGACUUUGCUACCAGUCACUGUGGAAAGCCUUGAGCCAAGAAGCUGCACGAGAUUUCCAUUUGGCACUGGGUGUGGAUGUCAGUCAAGUGCUUCCUGUGACAGUCAGGUGACUGGACGAACUGCCUUUUUUUUAUGUCACUGAUUCCCUCUCUCUGGUAAGAGUCUACGCCAGUGGUUCUCAAAUGGGGUUCCGAGGAACCCAGGGAGGCCUGCGGAGACCCGUUUAAAUAAAAGCCACAUACUACACGCUGCAUGCGGUGUUGUGACCCCCCCCCCCCCUUUCUUUCUCUCACUGCAAGGGGUCCCUCAUCUAUUCCACCGGUCCACAAGGGUUGCCGAAAAUUCAUGGUUGGGAAACACUGGUCUAGACCAUGGGUUAGUCUGAACACAAUUCGAACUUGCUUGAACGAUAAAAAAGACUCUGCUGAUCUGCAAUCAAGGCUCAUUUGACCACAAGAGCCAAGUAUAACUACAUUGCGUGUAGCAGGGAGUUGACAAUUUCGCAUCAAUAACGGCCAAAAAUUGCUUUGUCUUCCCUUGGCAAACAAAGCUGCUGGUGUGACCAACUAUGGGGCAAAUAGGUCUGACCAGGCCAAUGGGUGAUUUAAAUCAUGGCCCCGUCACGGUGGUGUAGUGGUUAUGGCGCUCGACUGCUGACCCGGAGGUCGCGGGAUCGAAUCCCGGCCGUGGCGGCUGCACUUUCGAUGGAGGCGAAAAUGUUUGAGGCCUGUGUACUUCGAUUUAGGUGCAUAUUAAAGAACCCCAGCUGGUCGAAAUUUCCGGAGCCCUCAACUACGGCGUCUGUCAUAAUUAUAUCGUGGUUUUGGGAAGUUAAGCCCCAUAUUAUUAUUUAAAUCAUGAAAAAUCUUCUAUAAUGCUCAUAUUGUUUGUUUUGAAUUCAUUAAAUUAUGUAUACAACACUGAAAUAUCGAUACUUCGAACUCACAGCGGCCCG